AUGUCAUCGGUACAUAAACACAGCACUCAUGAUGCCGCAAUCGGUAAAUUGAGAAGAGAUUCAACUGUAUUGGGUCAGAUGAACAAAAUCUUGGUUGCCAACAGAGGUGAAAUUCCUAUUCGUAUCUUCAGAACCGCCCAUGAAUUGUCCAUGCAAACUGUUGCUAUCUACUCCCAUGAAGAUAGGUUGUCCAUGCAUCGUUUGAAAGCAGACGAAUCCUAUGUUAUUGGUAAGAAAGGCGAAUUCUCCCCAGUUGGAGCUUAUUUACAAAUUGAUGAAAUCAUCAAGAUUGCCAAACAACACAAUGUCAAUAUGAUUCACCCAGGUUACGGGUUCCUUUCUGAAAACUCAGAAUUCGCCAGAAAGGUCGAAGAAAGUGGAAUUGCUUGGAUUGGUCCAAGUCAUAAGACAAUUGAUGCAGUUGGUGACAAAGUCAGUGCUAGAAACUUGGCUUUGGAAAACAAUGUUCCAGUCGUUCCAGGUACUCCAGGUCCAAUUGACUCCGUUGAAGAAGCUGAAGCAUUUGUGGCCAAAUACGGAUUCCCAGUCAUUAUCAAAGCUGCUUUCGGUGGUGGUGGUAGAGGUAUGAGAGUUGUUCGUGAAGGUGAUGAUAUUGCUGAUGCCUUCAAGAGAGCCACUUCUGAAGCUAAAACCGCUUUUGGUAAUGGUACUUGUUUUGUUGAAAGAUUCUUGGAUAAGCCAAAGCAUAUCGAAGUUCAAAUUUUAGCUGAUAACUACGGUAAUGUCAUUCACUUGUUUGAACGUGAUUGUUCUGUUCAAAGAAGACAUCAAAAAGUGGUCGAAAUUGCGCCUGCUAAAACCCUUCCAAAAUCAGUUAGAGAUGCUAUUUUAACCGAUGCCGUCAAAUUAUGUAAGAAUGCCAACUAUAGAAAUGCCGGUACUUGUGAAUUCUUGGUUGAUGAACAAAACCGUCAUUAUUUCAUUGAAAUUAACCCAAGAAUUCAAGUCGAACACACAAUUACUGAAGAAAUCACCGGGGUUGAUAUUGUUGCUGCUCAAAUCCAAAUUGCCGCUGGUGCUUCAUUACAACAAUUAGGUUUACUUCAAGAUAAGAUAACCACUAGAGGUUUUGCAAUUCAAUGUAGAAUCACUACUGAAGAUCCAACCAAGAAUUUCCAACCAGAUACCGGUAAGAUUGAAGUGUACAGAUCUGCUGGUGGUAAUGGGGUCAGAUUAGAUGGUGGUAAUGGAUUUGCUGGUUCUAUCAUUUCUCCUCAUUAUGAUUCUAUGUUGGUUAAAUGUUCCACUUCUGGUUCCACUUAUGAAAUUGCCAGAAGAAAGAUGUUACGUGCCUUGAUUGAAUUCAGAAUUAGAGGUGUCAAGACCAACAUUCCAUUCUUAUUGGCUUUAUUGACCAAUGAAACUUUCAUCACUGGUAACUGUUGGACUACUUUUAUUGAUGAUACUCCAUCUCUUUUCCAAAUGAUGAGUUCUCAAAACAGAGCCAACAAGAUCUUGGGUUACUUGGGUGAUUUGGUUGUUAAUGGUUCUUCCAUCAAGGGCCAAAUUGGAUUCCCUAAAUUAGCUUCUGAAGCCACCAUCCCAGAAAUCCACGAUCCAGCUACCGGUAUUGCUAUUGAUGUUCACAACACCCCGGUUCCAAGAGGUUGGAGACAAGUUUUACUUGAAGAAGGCCCAGAAGCAUUUGCCAAGAAGGUUAGACACUUUGACGGUACUUUAAUCACCGAUACCACUUGGAGAGAUGCCCACCAAUCUUUGUUGGCUACCAGAGUUAGAACUAUUGAUUUGUUAAACAUUGCUCCAACUACUGCCCAUGCUCUUAGUGGUGCUUUCUCUCUUGAAUGUUGGGGUGGUGCUACUUUUGAUGUUGCUAUGAGAUUCCUUUAUGAAGAUCCAUGGGUCAGAUUAAGAAAAUUGAGAGCUGCUGUUCCAAACAUUCCAUUCCAAAUGUUACUUAGAGGUGCCAAUGGUGUUGCUUAUUCUUCAUUACCAGACAAUGCCAUUGAUCACUUCGUGGCUCAAGCUAAGGAAAACGGGGUGGAUAUUUUCCGUGUUUUUGAUGCCUUGAACGAUUUGGACCAAUUGAAGGUUGGUGUUGAUGCCGUUAAGAAAGCUGGUGGUGUUGUUGAAGCUACCGUUUGUUACUCUGGGGAUAUGUUCCACAAGGGUAAGAAGUACAACUUGGAAUACUACUUGGAUGUUGUUGACAAGAUUGUUGCCAUGGGUACUCAUUUCUUGGGUAUUAAAGAUAUGGCUGGUACUUUGAAACCACAAGCUGCCAAAUUAUUGGUGACUUCCAUUAGAGAAAGAUACCCAGAAUUACCAAUCCAUGUUCAUACUCAUGAUUCUGCUGGUACUGGUGUUGCUUCGAUGAGAGCUGCUGCCCAUGCGGGUGCUGAUGUUGUUGAUGCUGCUUCUAACUCUAUGUCCGGUAUGACUUCUCAACCAUCCAUCAGUGCUCUUUUGGCUUCUUUGGAAGGUGAUAGAGAAACUGGUCUUUCUGAAUCUAAGGUUCGUGAAUUAGAUAACUACUGGGCACAAAUGAGAUUAUUAUACUCUUGUUUCGAAGCUGACUUGAAGGGUCCAGAUCCAGAAGUUUACGAACACGAAAUUCCAGGUGGUCAAUUAACCAACUUGUUGUUCCAAGCUCAACAAUUAGGAUUAGGUACCAAAUGGGUUCAAACUAAAGAAACUUACAAGAUUGCCAAUAAGCUUUUGGGUGAUAUUGUCAAGGUUACUCCUACUUCCAAGGUUGUUGGUGAUUUAGCUCAAUUUAUGGUUUCAAACAAUUUAUCGGCUGAAGAUGUUAAUCAAUUAGCUGCUGAAUUAGAUUUCCCAGAUUCUGUUUUGGAUUUUAUGGAAGGUUUAAUGGGUACUCCAUAUGGUGGAUUCCCUGAACCAUUAAGAACCAAUAUUUUGGGUACCAAGAGACAAAAGUUGAGUGCCAGACCAGGAUUAACUUUGAAGCCAGUUGAUUUCUCCAGUGUUCGUGAAGAAUUGGUUUCUAAAUAUGGUGCCAACAAGGUCAAUGAAACCGAUGUUGCAUCUUAUCUUAUGUAUCCAAAGGUGUUUGAAGAUUACCGUAAGAUUGUUGACAAAUACGGUGAUUUGUCAGUAUUACCAACCAGAUAUUUCCUCAAGCCAGUUCAUAUCAGUGAAGAAAUUGUGGUUGAGAUUGAACAAGGUAAGACUUUGAUCAUUCGAUUAUUAGCCAUUGGUGAAAUUCUGGAAAGAACCGGUACCAGAGAAGUUUUCUUUGAGUUGAACGGUGAAAUGAGAUCCGUUACUAUUGAAGACAAGACUGUUUCUAUCGAAACUAAGACUAGACCUAAGGCUCAACACUCCAACGAAGUUGGUGCUCCAAUGGCUGGUGUUGUUAUUGAAAUCAGAACCGAAAAGGGCCGUGAAGUCAAGAAGGGUGAUCCAAUUGCCGUGUUGAGUGCCAUGAAGAUGGAAAUGGUGAUUAGUUCACCAGUAUCUGGUCAUGUGGGUGAUAUAUUGAUUAAGGAAGGUGAUUCUGUUGAUGCUAAUGAUUUAAUCACCAGUAUUUUGAAGUAA
Spathaspora passalidarum NRRL Y-27907 is the source of this 3540-nucleotide messenger RNA. It is a transcript of the gene PYC2, whose product is annotated as pyruvate carboxylase 2. Gene Ontology annotation, biological process: gluconeogenesis; pyruvate metabolic process. Gene Ontology annotation, molecular function: metal ion binding; ATP binding; pyruvate carboxylase activity. Bases 1 to 3540 code for a protein of 1179 amino acids. The record is from RefSeq and is a predicted model, not a curated record. The transcript has a single exon. Gene Ontology annotation, cellular component: cytoplasm. NCBI's taxonomy places the organism in Eukaryota, Fungi, Ascomycota, Pichiomycetes, Serinales, Debaryomycetaceae.